AUGGCCACUGCUAUACCAACACUACAACCUCUAGAGCUAGAGGAGACUGACCUAACACAAGCAUGGACUGACUGGAUAGAGCAUGCUGAAGAUGCCUUCAUUGCAUUCAACAUAACUGAAGAUGCCAAAAGACUAGCACUCAUCAGAUUCUAUGGAGGAAAGAAACUGAAGGAAAUCAUGAAGACAUUGCAUCCAGCGAUACCGACAGACAAAAAAGAACCAACGUACAAAACAAUGAGAAUAGCACUUGAUGAAUACUUCAGUGAGAAAACAAACAAAGUAUUUGAACGACACAAGUUCCGGAUGCUGGCGCAGGAGGUCGGGGAAAGUACACACAACUACGUAACCCGCCUACGUACACAAGGGGCCAAGUGCAACUUCGACAACUACAACCUUGACCAAGCCAUCAUCGACCAGUUGACGGAGAAAUGUACUUCACAUAAAAUGCGUCGUGCAUACCUGAAGGAGACAGACAUAACAGUACAGAAAGCUCUACAAAUCGCUUACACUUAUGAAUCAACUGAAGCCCAAGCUUGCCAGAUGGAACAAGGUGAAGAAGGCACCAAUGUGAACAAGGUAAACACAAGAUACAAACAACAACAGCAGCAGGACUGGGAAAGCACUCGAAGACAACAAAGUAAGGACAUGCCACGCAACCCAAAACUGAACUGUCUCGGGUGUAAUGGUACUGGCCAUCGACAUGGACAGAGACAGUGUCCUGCAUUUAGAAAAAAUUGCAACUACUGUGGAAUCGUCAACCACUUUGCCACCGCGUGCAGGAAAAAACAUAACCGACAAGAGAGGGUCAGACAACUGAUGGAGGACAGUUCGACGGGUAACAACGACAAUCAAGUACACCAGGUAUCGUCCAAGAGCACAAAAGAAUCUGACGAUGGCCAUACCUAUGUGUUCAGAGUGACAUCAGACGACACUGCAGAGGAAAAGGUGAUGAUAGAAGACGUACCGGUCAGGAUGUUGAUUGACUCGGGUAAACGUCAAUCUAAUUGA
This is a messenger RNA of Homarus americanus (American lobster), 1008 nucleotides long. RefSeq lists its product as uncharacterized. Bases 1 to 1008 code for a protein of 335 amino acids. Lineage: Eukaryota; Metazoa; Arthropoda; Malacostraca; Decapoda; Nephropidae. The transcript has a single exon. The record is from RefSeq and is a predicted model, not a curated record.